AUGGCAUUUGGUGCAUCUGGAGGUCGCGGUGGAUUUGGUGGUGGGAGAGGAAGAGGUGGAGGUGGAGACAGAGGUGGAAGAGGCGGUGGUCGAGGUGGUGGUCGCGGUGGAGGUGUUCGUGGUGGAGGUGUAAGAGGUCGAGGAGGAGGACGCGGAGCUCCCGGUGGAAGGGGUCGUGGUGGAGACCGAGGUGGACGUGGCGGGCGUGGAGGAGCCAGGGGAGGAGCCAAGGGCGGCUCCAAUGUUAUUCUCGAACCCCACAGACAUCCUGGAGUUUUCAUCGCAAAAGGCAAAGAAUCUCUUCUUGUCACAAAAAACCUUGUACCUGGUGAAUCUGUAUAUGGUGAGAAACGGGUAUCUAUUGACGGCGGUGUUGAGGGCACCAAAAUCGAAUACAGAGUGUGGAAUCCUUUCCGUUCCAAGCUUGCUGCUGGUGUACUGGGAGGUUUGGAUGAUAUUUUCAUCGCACCUGGUAAGAAGGUGCUGUAUCUUGGUGCUGCAAGUGGUACCAGUGUAAGUCAUGUCGCUGACAUUGUCGGACCUGAGGGAAUCGUAUACGCCGUCGAAUUCUCUCUACGAUCUGGCCGUGAUCUUAUAAACAUGGCUAAGAAACGAACAAAUGUCAUUCCUAUCGUCGAAGAUGCCCGACUCCCCACAAAAUACCGUAUGCUCCUCUCUCAAGUCGACGUUAUCUUUGCCGACGUCGCACAACCCGACCAAGCCCGUAUUGUCAUCCUUAACGCCGAGCAUUUUCUUAAAGACGGUGGACAUGUAGUCAUUUCCAUCAAGGCAAGUUGUAUCGACUCAACAAUUCCCCCGGAUGUCGUUUUUGCUCGCGAAGUUGAAACUUUACAAAAUAAUCGGUUCAAGGCCCUGGAACAGGUCCCUUUGGAACCGUAUGAACGUGAUCACGCUAUGGUCUCCGCUGUCUACCUUCGACACAAAGCCAAGAAGAACUGA
Lentinula edodes (shiitake mushroom) is the source of this 960-nucleotide messenger RNA. Its product is annotated as Fibrillarin-domain-containing protein. Gene Ontology annotation, cellular component: small-subunit processome; box C/D methylation guide snoRNP complex; nucleolus. Gene Ontology annotation, biological process: box C/D sno(s)RNA 3'-end processing; rRNA methylation. Gene Ontology annotation, molecular function: rRNA methyltransferase activity; histone H2AQ104 methyltransferase activity; RNA binding. The coding region runs from base 1 to 960 and encodes 319 amino acids. Lineage: Eukaryota; Fungi; Basidiomycota; Agaricomycetes; Agaricales; Omphalotaceae. The record is from RefSeq and is a predicted model, not a curated record. The transcript has 6 exons.